Molecule: messenger RNA, 1431 nt
Organism: Colletotrichum chrysophilum
Lineage: Eukaryota; Fungi; Ascomycota; Sordariomycetes; Glomerellales; Glomerellaceae
Gene: CSN12
Product: COP9 signalosome (CSN) subunit
Exons: 5
Coding region: 1-1431 (476 amino acids)
Biological process (GO): transcription elongation by RNA polymerase II; poly(A)+ mRNA export from nucleus; post-transcriptional tethering of RNA polymerase II gene DNA at nuclear periphery
Cellular component (GO): transcription export complex 2
Molecular function (GO): RNA binding; double-stranded DNA binding
Source: RefSeq, a predicted model, not a curated record
AUGGAGGGCCAUUUCGAAGAAUUUCGCAACGCCUACAAGGCCAGGUCGGGAUACUCACUCGCACAAACACUCCAGCCUUUCAGUCCGGUCAACAAGCCAGACAAGCUACGCUCCAUCUGGCUGGGCACAAACAGCCAAGAUGUCAAGAACGACGUCAAGUACAUGCUGCUCGGGCGAUCAUCUGGAUCUCGGAAAUUCAAGCUUGACUACGAGGAGACAAACGGCUGGGUGGAAGUGUAUUCGGCAUACUGGAAGGCUAUUGGCGAGAUUCUCAAGGUAGAGGGCGACUCCAGCGCUGGAGGUAGGUCAUCAUCGUGGACCAAGGUCUAUGAGGCAUGGAAGGAGCUUACCACCGCACUCAUCCGUGGCUACACCAACUAUGGAUUCGAGGCGUGGACGAUACCGUGUCUCUACACCGCCGGCAAGCACUUGCGACUUUUUGCCAUUAGCUCAGACGAGGAACGUAACAACACCGAUGCGAACGCCAACGCGAUGGAGCUUGGCGACGACUUUGACCCUGAUUUGGAGAAGCAGAAACAGCUGCGUGAUUGUGAACAGCAACUGAAGCGCAUUUUCACGUUGUGCCUAAGUGAUAGAGCGCCCCUCGAAGACUCAAGGAAAUGGGCCAUCUACUACAUCAUCAACCUCCUCUUCAAGACUUAUUUCAAGCUCAACUCUGCCAGUCUUAGCAGGACUAUUCUGAAAGCUUUGUCAACAAAUCGCGGAGACAUGCCUCCUCUGGAGGCUUUCCCCAAGUCCCAACGGGUGACGUUCAAGUUCUAUGAAGGUGUUUUGUUCUUCUUGGAGGAGAACUACGUCGAAGCUGAGAAGCACCUGACCGAGGCCUGGUCCCUGUGUCAUAAAGACGCUAAGAGCAACCAAGAGCAAGUCAUCACAAACCGUCCUGGCCCAGCACAACCGCUAACUUCAAGCAGGAGGAUUCUCACCUAUCUCAUCCCAUGCCACCUCCUCACAACGCACACACUCCCAAACAGCAGACUUCUCGAGCCCUUCCCCCGCCUGCAGAAGCUCUUCCUGCCGCUCUCUAACUGCAUUCGCAAAGGCGACCUCCGCAACUUCGAUCUAGCCCUGCAAGAAGGAGAAGAGGAAUUCGUCCGCCGCCGCAUCUACCUGACCCUCGAGCGCGGCCGCGAUAUUGCCCUACGCAACCUACUUCGCAAAAUCUUCAUCGCCGGUGGCUUCGAGAAGGCCAAGGAGCCCGGCGCCCCUCAGCUUCGCCGCACCAGAGUCCCUGUCGCUGAGUUCGCGGCCGCCAUCAGCCUCGGCAGUCAAGAGACUGUGGACCCAGACGAGGUCGAGUGCCUGCUGGCUAACAUGAUUUACAAGAAUCUUAUGAAAGGCUACAUUGCGCGAGAGCGCGGUAUCGUCGUCCUGUCCAAGAACGGUGCUUUCCCCGGCACAGGGGUAUAG